Nerophis lumbriciformis (worm pipefish) is the source of this 2007-nucleotide messenger RNA. Lineage: Eukaryota; Metazoa; Chordata; Actinopteri; Syngnathiformes; Syngnathidae. The record is from RefSeq and is a predicted model, not a curated record.
AUGGAGGUGAGCAGCUUCCAGCCUCACCCCGGACUUCAGCAAACUCUGAAGCAGUUCCAUCUGAGCUCCAUGCGCUCCCUGAGCGGACCGGCGUCGUUCUCCGCCCGCUGGCCGCACCAGGAGUCCCUGUUCAAGGACCCCAAAGCCGAGCUGGUGCUCAGCCUGCCGGCCCACACCCCGCCGCUCAUGUCCGGGCCGCUCUUCAUCCCGUCGGACCGCUCCACGGAGCGCUGCGAGACGCUUCUGGAGCGCGAGCCCAUCUCCUGCUUCGUGGUGGGCGGCGAGAAGCGGCUGUGCCUGCCGCAGAUCCUGAACAGCGUGCUGCGGGACUUUUCCCUGCAGCAAAUCAACUCGGUGUGCGACGAUUUGCACAUUUACUGCUCCCGCUGCACGGCCGACCAGCUGGAGAUCCUCAAAGUGGUGGGCAUCCUGCCCUUCUCGGCGCCCUCCUGCGGUCUCAUCACGCAGACGGACGCCGAGCGUCUGUGCAACGCGCUCAUCUACGGCGGUUCGUACCCACCUCGCCGCGGGGGAGGAGGCAAGGAGCGCGGUGGCACCAGCGGCGGAUGCCGCGGCGGUGCCCUCCCGGAGCUGGAGCGCACCGAGGCCAGCUUCCGGGUGUACCACGAGUGCUUCGGCCGCUGCAAGGGCUUACUUGUGCCGGAGCUUUACUCGGGCCCCGGGGCAGCCUGCGUGCAGUGCCUGGACUGCAGGCUCAUGUUCCCUCCCAAGAAGUUCGUGGUGCACAGCCACAAGCGGCUGGAGAACCGGACCGUGCACUGGGGCUUCGACUCGGCCAACUGGCGGGCCUACGUACUGCUGGACCCGGACUACGGCGGCAAGGAGGAGAAAGCGAGGCUGGAGCAGCUGCUCAGGGACUUUAAGGGCAAAUAUGACUUGAGCGCCAAGAUGGCCGUGAAGACGUGUAGAUCGCCGAGUCCUGUCACAGCCAAGCGACCCAAACUGGAAAAAUUGCAAUCUCCGUCAGCUGACGAGGAACGCAAAGCCGAGUGGUUGCAGGCUUUGUCCAGGUCCACGCACAAGGAGCUGAAACAAAUCCAGCUCAAGCAGAGACCUUCAGCGUUCCGGCCUUGGUCUCCAAAAGGCUCGGAGCGAGAGAAAGGAGCAGUUCAGAGCCAGCAGGAGAGAUGUAAUUUAAAGAGUCAGGAGACUUUGGCACAAGCUCCAGCAAAUCUUCUGGUACUUCCUGGAGAUAGCUAUGCUCCUGGCAGGGGGACUCCGACGAUCCAAGGAGGGCAAAAUGGCACAUCCCAUCGCGACGAUAUGGACACGGAUGGAGAGAUUGAUGUGGAUGACUGUGAUGAUCGUCCACUGCCAGCAUCUUCCCUGGCUUCACCCCCCUCAGCAUGCAGCAGUACCCCUCAAACUCAAACCCCCCAGACCAGGGGCAGCUCUCCACCUCGGGAGGCGCCGACCUGGCUGUCAGGACCCAUCUGCCCCGAGGUAGACGCUCUCAGACAGACGCUGUACGCUGGUGUGGACACCAAAGAGGCUCGAGAGAAACUCCUGCAGGAGGUGGUCAAGAUGAGGCUGAAGCAAGAAGAGAAGCUGGCCGCCGCCGUACAGGCAAAACGUAGCCUUCAGCAGGAAUUGGAGUUUGUGAAGGUGGCCAAGAAGGGCCGCCUCCGCGAAGCUGUGGAGGCAAAAAGGAACCUCCGAAAGGAGAUCGAGCGCCUCCGCGUGGACUGGGAGAGAAAGACCAGAGAAGCGGAGGAAGCGUGCGGCAGGCUCAAGAAAGAACUGGAACAUGAGAGGAAGCAGAGAGGCUGCGACAAAGGAUGCGAGGCCGAGCGACUUCGCGUCAAGUAUUCCGCACAGAUGGACGAGCUGCACUCUCAGCUGCAGCAGGCCGAGGCGGACCGCGACCAGCUGCGUCGGGAACUACGGCAGGAACGAGAGGCACGCCAGAACCUUGAAACCGCCGUUCGAGACCUGCAGUCCCAGCUGGCGGCUCAGGACACUACGCCUCAAAGUGCUCCGUCCUAA